GUCAACUGCUCCCAAACACUGGAAACUGCAGGCUGCUUUUCACCCUCCUAGGUACCCUACUGAUCUCUACUUCAAUUCAUCUCUUUUCCCUUGACCCGCGCAGAUCCUGCAUUAGGAGACAGAACCUAGUCAGUGCUCGCAAUGGCCGCCGAUCCGCCCAAGGUCGACCCGGCCAAGGCGAUCGAGGCACUCCGCGAAGCCCGCCCGCCAGCGACGGAUCAAUUCACCUAUCUAACAAUCAUCGAAGCGAAUCUUUGUCCAGAAAUCCUGCCGACACUCAACGAAAUCCUCCAAGAUGCCGAACUCACCCAAGAAAUAGGCUGGGACUUGGUAUACAACCUCGUCGGCCUGCCCGGUUCUGAGGCCUGUUUGGAGACCAUCGCUCGGCUUGGCAACCCGAGGGAGUUGAUCCUCAAGGUGCUCGAGACUCUUGAGCUCAUUAACAGUGACAAUGAGGAUGGAGACGACGGAGAGACGGGGCAAGAGGAGCAGGAACCAGCACCGGCAGUCACGUCAACGCAUAAGUUCAUCACCCUCCUCGGCAUGCUCGCCAUCCUCCACAAGCGCAUCAAGACCAAGUACCCGAGCCGCUUCCUGGCCCAAACCUUACAGACUGUUUACAACACGUACCGGCCGAACCAGGAGAUGACAGCCUCGGUCAUUAACCUAGUCCACAGCCUGUCCGGGCAGCGGCGGCCCCCCUUGCCGACACGCAAGUCGAGCGUGAACGUGGCCAACCCUGACCAGGACGGGGACACGUCCAAGAACGCGCCGGACCCGGAGGCAGACAAGGACGAAAGGGACGAUCCGACCGAAACCCAGCUGCAGGAUAAGCUGUUGCUUAGCUUUGCGACGUGCGUCUUGGAGGCCUACGCCAACGGGAAUGACAUGGCAUGGUCAGCGAGGCUGCUCGAGUUCUACAACCCUGAGAAGAUCUUUCCGGGGAGGAAAACGCUCAUGGCGGCAUUCCGGGAGGACCAGGAGCUUCUUGCGAGGGAUGCAAUCGUGGGAAAGCUGGUGGCCCUCAUCCACGACCUAGGCCUCGACUCAUGCACCAAAACCUUCAUUCAACAAAUAUGCGAAGGGCCAAUGCAAAGCGAUCCCCUGGCCGAGCCGGACGAUCUGACCACAGCAGAUAAAAUCGCCCUCUCUACCGGCGGCUGCGUCUGCCUCAUCGCCUACUGGAUCUUCUCAUCGACCAUCUUCGACGCCGACCAGCCAGUUCCCGAAAUGCACAUCUUCCCUGAGCAUUUCAACGCGCUGGAUAAGUUCCUGCAGGACGACGCGCAUGCGCAGAUCCAAAAAUCGCUCGGCACCAUUGACUCCCUCGUCGCCAUCGGCCUCUGGCUGCAGUCCAACAACCACGUCUCCCCAAACCCAACCUCCCCGUUGACCAACCCGACCACCUCCCCGGAGGACCCGACCUCGGACUUUAUGCGCUACAUCCACCUGACGACCCUCAUGGCGCUGUACCACCCGCGCAUCCAGGUGCGCAACGCGGCGAGCGCCCUCGCCGGCCUCGUCCUCCACGCCGACCCGUCCGACGACGACCGCCUGCGCAUCCUGUACGACCUGCUCGAGAACUGCAUGUUUGCCUCGCUCAAGGCUCUCGCUGUUGUCUGGCUAAGGGAGGAGUUCCUGCUGGCUUCUUCUUCUACUUGGACUACUGGUACUUCUGCUGGCGCUAAACAAUCUGGCCUCGCGCUCAACAACACAGAGGGGCAGGGGCAGGGGCAUAGUAAUCAUCAUAAUCCUACUCUAUUCACCACCCCGCAGCCGCUGGAGAUGCUGCAGUAUGUCAUAUUCCCCCCGCUAGGGUUCCUCGCCGACGCCGAGACCGCGCUGGCGGACCAGGUGGAGUAUCUGUCUGUCAACGCAGCGUUUUUGUUGCAGGCCGUCAAUUUCGGUUUGUUUUUGUGGGGCGGGCAUGGGAGCGAUGGGCAUAGUAAUGCAUGGGCCGCGGUGAUACCGGCGAAUUUGGAGGCUACCGUGAGGGAGAGGUGGUUUGACCCGCUCCGGGAGGCCGUUGAGAAGGUGGAGAGGGAAGGGAGAGGAGGUGGACGAGGAGUAGAGGGGAAAAAGACCGAGCUGGGACCGUUGGGUGGGGAGCUGGCCGUGCUGAGGGAACGGUUGGCUUGUUUGGACGAGUGUCCCGGGUUUAAAGUCAAGGAGUAGUUAGGUGGCUUGGUGGUGUAUGUCUCUGUGAGGGUUGCUCAGCACCCCAGAUGGAAGGAGGGCGCCUAUUUCUGUUUACGGUUGAUACUGGGAAUGUGCGGGCUGGUGAUGGUCUGGUCUUAUGGUUAGGUUAUGCUAUGUAUUCGAGGGAGGGGGGUUGCGGGUACGGUUUGGAUGGGAAUGUCUGCACGUUGUGCUGUGCGUGGGUACUGUAAGCAACAAAAAUGGACAUUACAUCUGCUGAGAUGCUAGCAUACUGGGCUUGGAGCGGUACGCUACUGAGUACGGACUUGACGAUCAGCAUAUGCAGACUUGUCGCGACGCAUGGAGAAAAUUGCCCUGCG
Messenger RNA from Canariomyces notabilis, 2519 nucleotides. RefSeq names its product DUF1760-domain-containing protein. Gene Ontology annotation, cellular component: cytoplasm. The transcript has 2 exons. The coding region runs from base 142 to 2175 and encodes 677 amino acids. The record is from RefSeq and is a predicted model, not a curated record. Gene Ontology annotation, biological process: cellular response to oxidative stress. NCBI's taxonomy places the organism in Eukaryota, Fungi, Ascomycota, Sordariomycetes, Sordariales, Chaetomiaceae.